Hyaloscypha bicolor E is the source of this 1611-nucleotide messenger RNA. Its product is annotated as GroES-like protein. The record is from RefSeq and is a predicted model, not a curated record. Bases 1 to 1350 code for a protein of 449 amino acids. Gene Ontology annotation, molecular function: oxidoreductase activity; zinc ion binding. The transcript is spliced from 6 exons. NCBI's taxonomy places the organism in Eukaryota, Fungi, Ascomycota, Leotiomycetes, Helotiales, Hyaloscyphaceae.
AUGGCAUUGAGUCAAGCAGCGGCGGUUCUGGAGAAGGUCAUCGGCCAUGACACUAAUGCGACCACCGAGCAAGACAUCACGAACCCGGCCCGAGACAGGGCCAAAUAUGCUGACCCUAGCGGCGAGACGAUGAAGGCAUUAGUCUGGAUGGGCAAGAACAAAGUGGAAGUCCACGAGGUUCCAAAGCCCCGCGUCGUGGAAGACAGAGAUGUCAUCCUGAAGGUCACGGGAAGUACGGUCUGCGGGAGUGAUUUGCACUUGCUGCAUGGUACUGUGGUUGAGCUGGAGAAGGGAGAUAUCCUUGGCCAUGAGUUUUGUGGUGUGGUCGAGUCUAUGGGCCCCGCUGUCAAGGGACUGAAGCAAGGGGAUCGAGUUGUUGCAUCCUUCCAGAUUGCAUGUGGAGAAUGCUAUUACUGCAAAAAGAAGCAAAGCUCCCAAUGCGAGAAGACCAAUUCGAACACCUUGGAGAAUGGCAUGUAUGGAGGAAGAACUGCAGGCAUGUUCGGAUACAGCCAUUUCACGGGAGGGUUCGCUGGUGGGCAGGCUGAGUACGUCCGAGUUCCAUACGGAGACGUCAACCUUCUCAAGCUCCCAGCGAGUGUCCCUGAUGAGAAGGGGCUCUACCUGUCAGAUGUUUUGUGCACAUCGUGGAACUGCGUUGUCGAUACGGGCGUCGAGAAAGGAGAUGUUGUCGCGAUCUGGGGUGCUGGUCCAAUUGGGCAGAUGUGUGCAGAGUUCGCUUUUAUCAAUGGUGCUUCAAGAGUCAUCAUGAUUGACAACAAUUGGAGGUUGGAAUAUGUCAAGUCCAAAUACCCGAAGGUUGAACUUCUCGAUUACAGCGGUCUGCCUCGUGGAACAUCCGUCUCUACGAAGUUGAAGGAGAUGGCACCAAGAGGUCCGGAUAUCGCUCUCGAGUGUGUGGCCGGCGAGUAUGCCAAAGGAUGGGCUCACUACUUUGAGCUUAUGCUUGGUAUGGAGACAGACACCUCGGAAAUCGUCAACGAGAUGAUUACGUCUGUAAAGAAUUUUGGCCGUUGUGGUAUCACGGGUGUCUAUGUUGGCUUUACGAACCACUUCAACAUUGGAUCACUCAUGGAACGAGGAAUCAGAUUGAUUGGUAACGGCCAAGCGCCAGUUCACAUGUAUUGGGAAAAGCUCUGUGGCAUGAUCGAAAGCGGCGAGAUCGAUCCGCUUAAGAUGGUCUCCCACAGAGUGAGCAUGGAGGAGCUUGAUCAGAUCUACUACAAGUUCGAGAAAAAGGAAGACGGGAUGCAGAAAGUCUUCGUCGAGACCAAGUUUUCCGCACCGCCAUGCGCUGGUAGUCCCAGCUUAACAAGGUACAGCAAGUAGUUGUGGGGCUGAAAGGAAUUGAAGAAUGCAGUACAAGCAGGAGCAGGCGGUUGAGUAUUCGGGAGCCAAUGUAGUUUUGCUCUUUCCGUAAGACCUGACCAAUGAGUUGAGCCUAUAUUUUAAGUUCUUGCAUUUUUCCGGGGCAAAAAUGGUUAGCAGUCCACUUGUGUCAAGACAUUAGACAUCAGCGUCACCAAAUGAGCGAUUUAUUGGAUCUGGACUCUAUAGAUUGUAGUCAGGUCAUGGAGAACUCAUCGCCUU